AUGUUUGAAGGGUUACUGCUUUAUCCUACUUUGGGUUUUAAUUUGCUGCGUAAUUAUUUACAACCGGUGAAAUGGACAUGGUAUAAUCGUAUCGAUGAUGUCAUAGUGCUCGGUGCGCUGCCAUUCCGCAGUAUGGUGAAAGAACUUAUUGAGAAAGAGAAUGUUGGCGCUGUUAUUUGUUGUACGGAAGAAUAUGAGACGCAAGUUGUUUGGAAAGCAAUGGAUGAAAAGGAAUGGAGAAAAAAUGGUGUUGAGUUCUAUGCGCUACCAAUGGUUGAUUUCGUAGGUACGGCAUCUAGAGCAUCAAUCGAUAAAGCUCUCAAUUUUGUUGAUAAAAUCGCGCAACGUGGUAGAUCAGUCUACGUACACUGCAAAGCUGGUCGAACGCGUAGCGCAAUGUUUACUACAUGUUAUUUGAUGCGUAAGAAUGGUUGGUACCCAAAUGUUGCUUUUGAGUUCAUUAAAAUAAAACGGCCACAGGUAGUGCUUGGAAAUGCUCAGUGGCGGACAGUUAACGAAUACCAGAGAUAUUUGGAUCACAAAACUGGACUUGCUUGA
This is a messenger RNA of Loa loa (African eye worm), 558 nucleotides long. RefSeq lists its product as hypothetical. Bases 1 to 558 code for a protein of 185 amino acids. The transcript has 3 exons. NCBI's taxonomy places the organism in Eukaryota, Metazoa, Nematoda, Chromadorea, Rhabditida, Onchocercidae. Gene Ontology annotation, biological process: protein dephosphorylation. The record is from RefSeq and is a predicted model, not a curated record. Gene Ontology annotation, molecular function: phosphatidylglycerophosphatase activity; protein tyrosine/serine/threonine phosphatase activity; phosphatidylinositol-4,5-bisphosphate 5-phosphatase activity.